AUGGCUGAGUAUGAAGCAUGCAUUAUGGGGAUUCAAGCGGCCAGAGAACGAAAAAUUAGAACUCUAGAAGUAUAUGGAGACUCUGCGUUGGUGGCGGACUCUUUGGCGACAUUGGCUUCCAUGAUUAAAGCAAAUAAACAAAAGGAUAUGAAACCAAUUCAGAUGAGCAUUUCGGAGGUUCUAGCUCAUUUCUGUAACAUCAAAGAAGAGGAAAAGGAUGACCAUACGUGGUAUCAAGAUAUAUUACGGUAUGUGAGGAAUCGUAAAUAUCCUGAGAAGGCAACUGAAAACGACAAAAGAACUUUAAGGAGAUUAGCCUGUAAAGAUGUGCUAGAUGGGGAUAUCAUUUAUAAAAGAAGGAAAGAUCAAGUACUUUUGAGAUGCGUUGACGCUGUGGAAGCUAAACAAAUCCUGGAAGAAGUACAUGAAGGAGUUUGUGGUACACAUGCUAAUGGCUUUACGAUGGCAAGACAAAUCAUGAGGUUUAGAUACUAUUGGUCUACUAUAGAAGGAGAUUGUAUCAGCUAUGCUAAGAAAUGA
Messenger RNA from Gossypium arboreum, 540 nucleotides. RefSeq lists its product as uncharacterized. NCBI's taxonomy places the organism in Eukaryota, Viridiplantae, Streptophyta, Magnoliopsida, Malvales, Malvaceae. The transcript is spliced from 2 exons. The coding region runs from base 1 to 540 and encodes 179 amino acids. Gene Ontology annotation, molecular function: nucleic acid binding; RNA-DNA hybrid ribonuclease activity. The record is from RefSeq and is a predicted model, not a curated record.